This is a messenger RNA of Molossus molossus (Pallas's mastiff bat), 3432 nucleotides long. RefSeq names its product solute carrier organic anion transporter family member 3A1 (gene SLCO3A1). Gene Ontology annotation, biological process: prostaglandin transport; sodium-independent organic anion transport; transmembrane transport. The record is from RefSeq and is a predicted model, not a curated record. NCBI's taxonomy places the organism in Eukaryota, Metazoa, Chordata, Mammalia, Chiroptera, Molossidae. The transcript is spliced from 10 exons. Gene Ontology annotation, molecular function: protein binding. The coding region runs from base 173 to 2305 and encodes 710 amino acids. Gene Ontology annotation, cellular component: membrane.
GCGAGCGCAGCGGAGGCGGCCGUGAGGAGCUGUGUUUCCACCUCUCCAGCCCCGGCAGGACGGGGGCGGCCGCGGCGGGCCCGGGGUGGGGACAGCGCGCAGCCUCGCGACGCGCACCCCGCCGGCAGCGCCCGGCACUCGGGGCGAGCGGGAACGCGGCGGCGGGAGGAGGAUGCAGGGGAAGAAGCCGGGCGGCUCGUCGGGCGGCGGCCGGAGCGGCGAGCUGCAGGGGGACGAGGCUCAGAGGAACAAGAAGAAGAAAAAGAAGGUGUCCUGCUUCUCCAACAUCAAAAUCUUCCUGGUGUCCGAGUGCGCCCUGAUGCUGGCGCAGGGCACGGUGGGCGCCUACCUGGUGAGCGUGCUGACCACCCUGGAGCGGAGGUUCAACCUGCAGAGUGCCGACGUGGGCGUCAUCGCCAGCAGCUUCGAGAUCGGGAACCUGGCGCUCAUCCUCUUCGUGAGCUACUUCGGGGCCCGCGGGCACCGGCCACGCCUCAUCGGCUGCGGGGGCAUCGUCAUGGCCCUGGGCGCGCUGCUGUCCGCGUUGCCCGAGUUCCUGACCCACCAGUACAAGUACGAGGCGGGCGAGAUCCGCUGGGGCGCGGAGGGCCGUGACUUCUGCGCCGCCAACGGCACGGGCCGCGACGACGGGCCCGACCCUGACCUCAUCUGCCGCAGCCGGACCACCACCAACAUGAUGUACCUGCUGCUGAUUGGGGCCCAGGUGCUCCUGGGCAUCGGUGCUACCCCCGUGCAGCCUCUGGGUGUCUCCUACAUCGACGACCACGUGCGGAGGAAGGACUCCUCGCUCUAUAUAGGCAUCCUGUUCACAAUGCUGGUAUUUGGCCCAGCCUGUGGAUUUAUCCUGGGCUCUUUCUGUACCAAAAUCUAUGUGGAUGCUGUCUUCAUUGAUACAAGCAACCUGGACAUCACCCCGGACGACCCCCGCUGGAUCGGAGCCUGGUGGGGUGGCUUUCUCCUCUGCGGUGCCUUACUCUUCUUCUCUUCCCUCCUGAUGUUCGGGUUUCCACAGUCCCUGCCCCCGCACUCGGACCCCGCCGUGGAGAGCGAGCAGGCCAUGCUCCCCGAAAGGGAAUACGAGAGACCCAAGCCCAGCAACGGGGUCCUGCGGCACCCCCUGGAGCCAGACAGCAGCGCCUCUUGCUUCCAGCAGCUGCGAGUGAUCCCCAGGGUCACCAAGCACCUGCUGUCCAACCCCGUGUUCACCUGCAUCGUGCUGGCGGCCUGUAUGGAGAUCGCAGUGGUGGCCGGCUUCGCCGCCUUCCUGGGGAAGUACCUGGAGCAGCAGUUCAACCUCACCACCUCUUCUGCCAACCAGCUGCUGGGGAUGACCGCGAUCCCCUGCGCCUGUCUGGGGAUCUUCCUGGGGGGCCUCCUGGUGAAGAAGCUCAGCCUGUCCGCCCUGGGGGCCAUCCGCAUGGCCAUGCUCGUCAACCUGGUGUCCACAGCUUGCUACGUCUCCUUCCUCUUCCUGGGCUGUGACACGGGCCCCGUGGCUGGGGUCACCGUUCCCUAUGGAAACAUCUCAGCGCCCGGCUCGGCCCUGGACCCCUACUCCCCCUGCAAUAAAAACUGUGAAUGCCAGACCGAUUCCUUCACGCCCGUGUGCGGAGCCGAUGGUAUCACCUACCUGUCUGCCUGCUUUGCCGGCUGCAAUAGCACGAAUCUCACCGGCUGUGCGUGCCUCGUGACCAGCCCCCCCGAGAACGCCACGGUGGUCCCCGGGAAGUGCCCGAGUCCCGGGUGCCAAGAGGCCUUCCUCACCUUCCUGUGCGUGAUGUGCGUCUGCAGCAUGAUUGGGGCGAUGGCGCAGACACCCUCAGUCAUCAUCCUCAUCCGGACAGUGAACCCUGAACUCAAGUCCUACGCCCUGGGGGUUCUUUUUCUCCUCCUCCGUUUGUUGGGUUUCAUCCCCCCUCCUCUGAUCUUCGGGGCCGGCAUCGACUCCACCUGCCUGUUCUGGAGCACCUUCUGCGGGGAGCAGGGCGCCUGCGCCCUGUACGACAAUGUGGUCUACAGAUACUUGUACGUGAGCAUCGCCAUUGCACUCAAAUCCUUCGCCUUCAUCCUCUACACCACCACGUGGCAGUGUCUGCGGAAAAACUAUAAACGCUACAUCAAAAACCACGAGGGCGGGCUGAGCACCAGUGAGUUCUUUGCCUCUACUCUGACCGUAGACAAUCUGGGGAGGGACCCUGUGCCCGCAAACCAGACGCAUAGGACAAAGUUUAUCUAUAACCUUGAAGAUCAUGAGUGGUGUGAGAACAUGGAGUCCGUUUUAUAGUGACGCGAGCAGCUCAGAACUCUGUGUGGUAAUCAAAGGGUCAUUUUUCCUACAAAAAGAAAACAAGUUUUCCAAAAACAACUACACACACACACACACACACACACACACACACACAUCCUUUUUCUCCAAAUCAGAGCCAGACGGGAGUCAGAAUGAGGAGAGCAUGGGACCAGUGUCUGGCGAGUGACCGACCCGCGGGGCUCAGAGCCUGGUCCUUGGAGCCACCGCACAGUGUUCCAGGACACUGACAGCUGCAAGCAACAGGCACUGCCAGGUUCAGGGAACAGUGGUGCCCACUUGGAGGACGGACAUCUCCGAACACACAUACAGCAUACAGAACAACAGAACAGCCGUUCUCAGAGAGUCUACUAAAACACACGUUGACAGCAUUGCAGGAUGAGCACUAGUGACAUACCCCGUGCCCCCCCUGUGGGGGGGGCAGGCAAGUCGGAGGAGGGAAGCCCGCUCCUCUCUCUAACUUUCGCAAUAUGGGUCACUGUGUAGACCCCUCACCCAGUCUGCAUGUGGUUCCAGGCCCCCGAGUUCUCUCAGCGAUGCUAAUGGGUGAUCCGUGCUGGAGUCUAAGUGGCACCUCUCACCAGCUCCAUUUCCAUGUUCAAGACCGAGGGCCCGAGGGGGAGCCGGGCGUGGGGGGCCAGCACCUCCCUUCCCCCAGCCCCGCAGAGUGACCUCAGGAAGCGGUGGGCCUCACCUGGCUAUGACUGACCUCACUCAGAGCCGGUGAAACCCAACACAGCCCCCAUUUGCUUACAUUUGCCAAACAUUUUGCCAUUUUUUAAAAGAGGAAAAAAAAAAAUGCAAUGCAUAUGACUUUUCAACUGUUGUCUGUACAAUCCUCUAAUACUAUUUUUAACUACAUCGGAAAUCGGUGUUAACCCUUCAGUCACUAACAGUUCUCUAGGCCGGAUUUACUAUGCUGGUUGCUUUUACUUUCUUCCUUUUUUUAAUGCAUCAAAAAUAUAAUGUGAUUCAAGGGAUGAAAUUCAUCUAUUGUAAUUUUUUUCCUAAUCAUUUUAUCCUUCGGACAGUCUGCAAAAGCAAGAAUAUACAGUGUGUUGCAAAUAGGGGGGAAAUGCUCCUGCCUUGGAAAAAACCACACUGGA